UCGAAAAGAAAGGGGGAGAGAGACAGAGAGAGUGAGAGGAAAACAGAGUUUGCUGUUCACUGAACUUACGGAUAUUUGUAGAUUUUGAGUUUCGUCCGCAUUUAUAGAUUUUUCUUUCACUGAUCCUGACUUCGGCAACGAUAUCAUCUUAUUCUCUGGUUGACAAUCAUUACUUACGGAAGGGCCAAAAUGAGAUUCAAUGCAUUGCUCGUAGCAUGCACUUAUUGCAGCUUAUUAAUAGCUGCCGCAGCUGCUGUAGACCCGAUUGUAUGUUCAACUUCCGCGAAAGCAGGCAAACCGCUUCCUACCUUACCAAAGGCAUAUUCAAUUCGGCUUGAAGUUAACGAAAUUACAAACAACAGGACAGUUGAAAUACACGCCCAUGUGGAUGAUCGCAUAGAGAAAGUAGCUGUGAAAGUAACUUCCGAAUUAUCGUCGACCUUCAGUAUUUUUGACUUCAAUAUCAGCCAACUCAUUAUUACAGAAUCUGUGAAGGAUGACGACAUAAACAACUGUAAUGUUGAAAAGAUCACUGGGGAUGAUGUGUUAGCAAUCUUUCGCCACCUUUUCAAGCUCAGUAAACUAAACCCAGCAAACAUACCUAAAAAGUACAACGAUAAUCUUAAGUAUAUAGGCUCUUAUAACGUGCACGGUGAAAUAGUUGAGGGCUGGGAAGUAUGUGAUACCAUCAAUAAAGAAACCAAUAAAGCAACUUUAUAUUACUCAGCUGAUGGCUGGAUUACAGCCUCAGGAGUGAAACAUGUUCCCGUCCGUUUGCACUUGAUAAGCCAAACAACUCAAAAUAAUAAAUUAAUCAAUAAUGAAUACUUGAUUGAAUUCUCUGAUUAUAAUCCUACACCCCCCGACUAUAAAAUCUUUGAGAUACCCAAGGAAACUUAUUGUAAGGGAUCUGCUUACAAAAAAGACUUGCCAAAAAUAAGGACUGCUUUUUCAUGUGGACUAGAGCGAAUCGAUCUGGGAGCACAAUACCCAGUAAGAAUAAACCAAUAUGAAUAUUAUGAUUUCCAGAAAAAGUUAUUUCGACUAGAUUAUUUUGAAAAUAUUAAGGGAAAUCCCGGCUACCUUGGAGGUCAAUUAACACAGAUCCAUGAUUACAACACAGACACUGCCUACAUCAUCAGCAAAAAUAAUAUCAAAUGCGAAAUGAAAUCUAUUGAAGAAAUAUCUGAUUUGUACAGAGAGAUAGAUGAUGCUAAAAACAGACUGAAGAACAGCCAGGAAAUGUUACAGUUGGAUAAAUUCAAAUAUAUUUAUGAAGGACAGAGAACAGUACGUGGUAUUUUGUGUGACGUGUGGAUUGCACAUAGAGACGACUACCCACUACCAAAAUCAUCUUUGUCCGUAUGGGAAUGGUAUUUCGCUUCGGAUGACGCCGUUUUAGACAUUGGGGAGAGAGAAGAGACCAAUUUCCCUGUGAGAUUAGAGAUAAAACAUGAUGAGAGUAACACGUAUGCUGUUCUAAACAUCUACAACUAUGAUGAAGACUUUCAACUGUACUCCACCUUUGAUAUCGACAAGUGUUUCGGAGUGAAUAACAGAUUAGAUUACAGUUUUGAAAUUAUCGGCUCUUAUGAUUCCAUUGUUAAUGAAGAUGAAGAAACAUUGAAAUACGAAAUUAGAUUCAGCUUGUCUGAAAUUGGUAAAAUGUCACCCCUCAGAAUUUCAAAUAUCCAGAUUGAUGAAGGUGAGAAUACAGUGGUUGCAUCGUUUUCUCUGCUUGAUGUGCCGCCAGGAAAUAAAGGAAACGAAACCGAUUUACAUACAGCUGCCGCGAAAUUAGUGAACGAAAUCAGUAACAAUGAGCUCGUUAUUACAAGAACCGAUAACUCGAAGUUGAAAACCAAACUGAACUCUUUCAAAAAGGUUAUAAGUCUGACCGCGGAUACUACCAGUGGAUAUUCUCCAGGUUCCAUGGCUGGAAUUGGUAUUGGUAUGUUGCUAGUUGGAAGUUUAAUUGGUUACGUGGUUGGCAAAUUUAUUGUGAAGAGGAAAAAAGAAGCAGCUUUUAAAGGAAUGAGGUUUGAAAAUUUGGAAAAGUAACUGAAUUUUGUCGAAUAUGACAGAUAAAAGUUAUUUUGAGAAACGGAAGCCUUUCAAAGCAGAGGGAGUGUAUAUACGUUUAUCAAUUUGUGUUGCAAGAUUUCUGAUGUGAGAAUGUGUGUUGAAACAGAUAUUGUUGUAUUUCGGGACGGUCAUUUUUUUUUUUUUUGCCAAAUAAACACAUGCACUAUAUAUUUCUAUUCUUCACUCGUUUAUUACUGUUCUUAUUUUUUGUAUUAUAUUCUAACUCAUGUCCAUUAUCCAGAAAUCUUUCGUCCCACAUUUGUGUCCUUUUCAGCGAUCACGAAAACGAAAAGUGUUUCGCAGAAGAGGUCACAGAUGUGUGACGAAAGAUUUCCGGAUAAAUGGACAGGAAUUAAAAUAGAAAAAAAAUUAAGAACAGUAAUAAACGAG
This is a messenger RNA of Octopus sinensis (East Asian common octopus), 2475 nucleotides long. RefSeq lists its product as uncharacterized. The transcript is spliced from 15 exons. The record is from RefSeq and is a predicted model, not a curated record. Bases 190 to 2061 code for a protein of 623 amino acids. NCBI's taxonomy places the organism in Eukaryota, Metazoa, Mollusca, Cephalopoda, Octopoda, Octopodidae.